Panicum hallii is the source of this 1980-nucleotide messenger RNA. RefSeq lists its product as uncharacterized. Lineage: Eukaryota; Viridiplantae; Streptophyta; Magnoliopsida; Poales; Poaceae. The coding region runs from base 330 to 830 and encodes 166 amino acids. The transcript has 2 exons. The record is from RefSeq and is a predicted model, not a curated record.
CCCCCUCUCUCCCUCUCUCCUCCCGCCGCUCCCCCCUGCUCUCCGAUGCCGCGCCCUGCCGCCGCCCGGCCCACCGCUUUGCCGCCCAGCCCGCUCCUGCAGGAUCCAGAUCCGGUGCGGGGGCGCGGCUCGGAGUGGGAGCGACAGCAAGCUCCUGCGCGGCUCCGGCAGUGGCACGAGGGCGCGGUGACGGGGCCAGGGCUCUCCCGCCGGCGCACGUGCGGGGGGCGGCGUGCCGCGGCUGCCGGCGGCCCGGCGCGGGGGAGCGACACGCAGCUCCGGCUCUGGCUUGAGGGCUCGCCGGCGGGCCGGGCUCGGCCGGGGCGACAAUGCGGUUCGUUGGCGAGCGCAGCGUGCGUGCCGCCAUGGUCUGGGACUGGAGGUUGGAGGAGGACGGCGAGGUGCUGGACAACAGCUCGGCUAGGUGGUCACCGAAGGUGUCGAUCUCGAUCUCGGCCUCGGCGGUGGCGGAAAGGACUGAGAGUAUGCCGGCGGGGCCGGGGCCUACUUCUCGGGCUACGGAGGCCUCCUACGUGGAGCUUGUUGGGUCCGGCGGGAAGGUGGGCAGGUUCCACGCCAACAGCCAGCAGAAGCCGUUCGCGCAAGCGGAGCUGCAGAGCCCCCCACCGUGCAUCUGCAGCUUCCGUGCCCCCCUGCUCCUUCCUGCUCCCUAUUGUUGGCGCCAUCAACCUCCCAUGGACGACGCCCUCAUUGUGUUCGAUCAAAUGGGCAUAAAGGUUCUUUUUUCCUACUGCAAGGUAAGUUACGGCAGGGUUGCAGAAAUUGUACUCAACUUUGGCCACAAAUGGUUUGCCUUAAUCAAUACCUAAUAUCUGCUCUCAUGAAAGAUGGCCCUGACAGCACUAUGUCAAGGGACCUUGGAUACAGGUAGAAUCUGACACCAUGAGCUAAUUUAUCUAUUUCUUAAAUCUAGAUACUCUUUCAGUUGAGAUAUGUUCUUACUCUUUAGAUUAACUUCUAACAGUACGGUCCCUUCAGAUGUUCUGCCUUUCUUUUAACUCUGUGCCAACCUCUAAGUUCUGUUAGUUUGUGCUUGAGUUAGGUGUAGGUUUGCUCAUAGUGCUUCCAUGGUAUUUUGUUGAGGUUGUCUCAACUCAUUUUUCCUGUUUCGUUGUGUUGUUAUAGCAUUAUUUUCUUUUAUGAUGAGCUCACUUGCCAUUUUCAUCAGUAUUUUCAUGCAAGCAUUUAACAUUCUAUCCAGACUCACGUGGUGUUCUUAUAUUUGAUCUUAGACCUCUUGAGAGAUGGAGAUGCAGGUCAGCCCAUUAUUCCAGCGUAGGUAGUAGGUCUUAUCAUUUGUUCUUUUAACUAAGCAGUGUGCAAGAUUGAUGAGGACAUCACUGCCAUUGAUACAACCACAACGACAGCCCCUUCACCACUUACAGCGGAACCAGGACCAAUGACACGGGCCCGUGCACGUGAACUUAAUUAUCAGGUGAACUCAUUCCUAGCUGUUCAAAUUAAUUCUUCCUCAAAUGGAGUACUAUUAAAGCCUUGUGAUGACUUUAUUAUUCUUAGGUGCUUGGGAGUUGAACCAGCUAGGAGUGGAGAAUGGAACAAUGCAAUUAAAGCUGCUAAACCUGAAGGGACUUUCGUAACUGCAGCAAGUACCAGUUUCAAGGGGCCAUAUCUUUCAACUCCCAAGGUUGUUUAAAGCAAAUAAAUGCUUGUUGGAAAGAUCUCUUCGUGUACUUUCCAAUGGAUCAAGAAUCAAUGGCAGAUCAAAUACGAAACGUCCAGAAACUCCUGAGGAAGCCUUGUGACUACAUCCUGUGUAUCUAGUAUUCCUUUCUAUUUAAGCAAGUGGUAGCCACAAAAAGAACUUGGGUUUUGUUUGAUGUAAGUUAGCUGCUGCUACUUCCUUGUAAACGCGUGUGUUGGCUAGACCACCCGAAUACUUGUACCAGAACCCCACCUUCUAUCGAAUUCGUGAGUGAAUUCGUGAGUGUUUGCUUGUUA